AUGGACUCGAUAGAAUCUGUCCUUUCUCAGUGCCUAGUGGGGUUCUCCAGGUUGAUCAACGACGGGUCGAUUGGCCACUUCCAGGAAGAGGUAUCGCUCCGUCAAUGGGAGGAUGAGUUGGGCCGACUGCGCGUCUGGUCCGGAAACAUCGGCGCUCAUAAGUCCGGCCAGUCGUCGCUCGAUUACCGCCUGCGCGACGCUUCACAUAUCCGCGAUGAGGUGAUCAGACUAUUAAGGUGCAUGCGGGACUUAUUCCAGGACCUCGAAGAGGUUCUUGACGAAGGCGAAGUAGAGGAGAGACUUUCUUCUCCUGACGGUGACCUAGACCUGGAUGAAAGCCACGACCUCACUGAAGUCCAGCAGAUAUAUCAAUCCUUGGUCGAGAUCAUCAAUUUCUUGUUUCGGCUGUCCAUAGCCAUACGGAAGCCCGCUCAUCAUGACCAACUUGUCGGAAUGAGAGUCGGGGAGGCUGCGUUCUUCAAGCCCUGGGCCAGGCAGCAUAUCACUCAUAAGUUCCCUCAUGCGGAAGAUGAGGUGAUCAGCAGAUUGUGCACCGCGAUGGCAAGUCAAAAGGCAGUCCUGAAGUACCGCGAACGACAUCGCCAGAAACUCGGCAUGGGUCUGCUUCCAUCGACUGAAGUAUCGUCGACGAUCCUCUCUGACACGGUGGCGACUGAACCGGCCGACAUCACUAUUGAUCCUCUGCAGUCUCUCGAAUCUUUGUCAAAUUCGGGAGCGUCACAGACUUCCUACGCACUGAGUCUGGUGGCCAGCCAAGAGAGCCUAUCAAUCCCGCCCCUUCCAAAAUCAUGUGCAGCAGGGCAGCCAUUCGAGUGUCCAUACUGCCGUCAUAUUAUCUCUAUCUGGAAACACAAAGACUGGGCCCGACAUAUAUUUCGCGAUUUGAAGCCCUAUAUCUGCCUGUUUACGGAUUGUUCCACUCCUUCAAGGCUCUACAACAGUCGUCGACAAUGGUACCAUCACUUGGUUGAAGAACACUCCCUCCAAGGCGAUGUCGCCACAAGCUCUAUAUGCCCAUUAUGUCGGUGUGAGAUCCUUUCAGCAAAGAGCUUUGAGCGGCAUGUGGGCAGACACUUGGAGGAAUUGGCUUUAUUUGUUUUACCUCGAAACCAUGAUGAAGAUGAGGAUAUCCCCGAAAACUCCUGUCACGCCGCUUCGGUUGCAGUCGCGGUGGACAAUCAUACUGUGGUGGAAGACCUUAGUGCCGAUGAUACCGAUUCCCAGUCGGAAGACGACGAAAUAUUAUCCUACCCUAUUGAUCUGGAAGACCUGCCAAUGGGCUCACCAGUCAAAACCCCGGUGGAAGGGAUACCAGGCCAGGAGCCACCAGCGUUCCAACGGUCAUCUGAGUUACUACCGGCGACUGAAGGCCUUCUCGGGUUGUCAAGACAGUCUUCUGCCCCCGCUGCAGAUUCAGCCCAGUACCAACCCUCCAAAUCCGAAUCUGCUAGGAUUAAGGGUGACACCAAAGUACACCCCGAUGUCCCAGAGGUAACCGUCCCAUCUGCAAGCGAACUUCAGUGCAGUAUAUGUGGCAAGGUAUUCACUCGUCGUUCAAACUGCCAUGAACAUAUGAAAAGGCAUGAUCCUAGUCGCAAGAAUCUGCACCGCUGCGACUAUUGUGGGAAGACUUUUGGAAGGAAUGGUGAUCUUCGAAGACAUAAAGAUGCGGUCUGUUCCUAG
Messenger RNA from Aspergillus terreus NIH2624, 1704 nucleotides. RefSeq names its product C2H2-type zinc finger protein. The record is from RefSeq and is a predicted model, not a curated record. The transcript has 2 exons. NCBI's taxonomy places the organism in Eukaryota, Fungi, Ascomycota, Eurotiomycetes, Eurotiales, Aspergillaceae. Bases 1 to 1704 code for a protein of 567 amino acids.